AUGAAUGUACCAACAAUAAGCCAUAAAGCCUACAAGGUUCGUGAACGGGAAGUAGGUUCUUGUGUUGAGGCUUUGGUGAAAGAGAGCUGUAAUGAUGUUAUCUGCAAAGAGAAAAAUAGCAAUGUUGAAAAUGAAAAGGAUGGUGUGACCGAGAUGGCUGCAUCGUAUGACAUGGGAUGGCAAAAGCGAGGAAAGGGUCACAAUUCCACAACUGGGCAUGGUGCAGUUAUGGGUUUGUGUACGGGAAAAGUGAUGGAUUAUGCCACUAGAUGCAAGAACUGCAGGUUUUGUGAAGAAGCCAAGGCUAAGGUGAAACCAGCUACAGCACAUGACUGCAGGAAAAAUCACUCUUCAAAGGCUCUUCAAAGUCAUUGGAACGUUCUGUUGCAUGUGAACUAUGGAACAAAGCAUUGUCAAACACAAGAUAUACCAUAUACAUUGGUGAUGAUGAUACAACCACACUAAGCCACAUGCACGAGAAAGUACCCUAUGAUGUUGAGAAAUGGUCUGACAUUACACAUGCAAAAAGGUCUCUAACAACCAAAUUAUAUAACAUUAGCCAAGGAAACAAGUUUAAAGACAGUUCUCCACUUUCACAAAAAGUUAUCAACUAUCUUGAAAAAUGUUUUAGUUACUGUGUUGCUCAGAACAAAGGAAAUCCUUCGCAGCUUAAGAAAUCUCUGUCACAAAUUGUCCCACAUGCCUUUGGUGACCACACUUUAUGCGACUCAUCUUGGUACAGAUUUAUUGAGAACCCAGCUACCUACACACACAAUGAUCUGCCACAUGGUAAAGACCUCCAUGGUGUCGUGAACAACUCAAGAAAGUCUUAACAGAACUCUUCAAUGAAUAUUGUACUGACACUGUUAUAUCAAAGUUAAAAUGAAUCACUAAACAGUGUAAUAGACAAUUCCCAUUAUAGACUAAUAUUAAAACUAGGCAAGGAGAUGCAAAUAAAUCACCACAGCUGGAAAGAGCAAUACUAAAAUGAGUAAAAUUACAAAAUUUGGUUGCGAAAUGUUGUAAAAUGCGAAUAAUAUAGCCCUGCAAAGUUUGCAAAUUUUGUAUACUUUUGUAUUGCGUGCGACAUUUUCGGCCUAAAUGUGGUAGGAAUGUGGUAGGAAUUUCCGCAGGCAAUACAAGAGUAUAUAAAAUUUGACAACUUUACAAGGCUAUAUUUUCCUCAUUUUACAACAUUUCGCAACCAAACUUUGUAAUUUUACUAAUUUUAGUAUGCUCUUUCGAGCUGUGCUGAUUUAUUUGGGUUUCCUUGCCUAAUUUUAAAAUUAGUUAUAAUGGGAAUUGUCUUAUUGGUACAAAGAACCCGAAGACAAGAUAUUAUGGUGGCAGUGAAAGCAGUGAUUUUCGUGUUGCAUGUGGAAUUGCACAAGUAAAUGUUGGAUAUGGCUACAUCAAUACAUUGGAAAGACUAAACAUUAAACCUGGAGAAUUUUGCACAACUUAUGUGACUAAUAUGGACAAAAAAACAGCCACUGCCAAAUUAAGAAAAGGACAGAAAAAUCUAAGUAUCGUAGAAAUCAACUACGUCGUCAAAAAAUUCAAAGCUUGCAAAGAGUGAGAAGAAAGAAGGCAAAACAUAUGAGUCAAAUAUCGGACUUAAUCUACAGUUACCAAAUUCUGAUAACACAUCAUUUGACCCUCUACACAUCACUGAAUCUGUAACCGAAGAGCAACAUCAAAGGUAUGAGAAACUAGUUCCAGAGUUCUGCCAAAAACCACCAAGCAAAGCUAUUGCAUAUGAUCCAGAAAAAUGCUAUAAGUUCAUAAUGUUUGAUACCGAGACAACGACCACAGGGUUACAGGCAGAGAUUUGUCAGCUCUCAGCUAUUGAUGAUGAUGGACAAAAUGAAUUUUCAUGUUAUAUUAUGCCUGAAGGAGAUGUAAGCAAGUAUGCAUCCGAAGUAAACAAACUAGAAAUAUCCAGUAUAAACGGGCAAAGGGAACUCUGCCACAAGGGGGAGCCGGUAAGAUGUACAACAAAGAACCAAGCCCUGAAUUCAUUUGCAUAUUACAUCACUAAGGUAAACCACAACAAUGAUGAAAAUAAUAAUGUAAAUAAUAUACCUGUUCUCGUCGGACAUAAUUCAUUAGUGCUCGAUGUUCCGAUUCUUUUGCGUACAUCCACUCCAGAAUUCAUCCAAACACUAAAGGAACUUAUAACGUCCACUUUGGAGACAGUUUAGUUCUUGCAAAGCAACUCUUGAAAGCACAACAUCCUGAAAUUCGUGUGGAUUCAUCUGGGAAAUGUUGUCAAGUUUCAUUGGAGUGUCUGUAUUCAACCUUUUUUGACGAAUCAUUUCCAGCACAUGACGCUAGAGAAGAUGUUAAAGCUCUACAAAGGGUACUCUUCCAGUCCAAGUUAAAGUUGACUAAAGAAAUGUUAAUUUCAAGAUCGAAGGUCAUUUCGUGUGAAAAUGCAUUGGAGCAACUCCAGUAUAAUGAUGCCUGUAACGUUCGACUUCAAACUUUCUCCGGUAAUUUGUACAAUCAAUCUAAGAAUAUAAAAGGCAUAAUCACAAAAUCCAUGGUCAAGAAGAGAGCAGAAAGCGGUAUAACGUACCAAAACCUCGUUGACUUGUUUCGACAGGCUGGAAGAAAGGGGAUCGUUUCGAUUCUGCCAGAUCGACGAAACCACGAGUAACCAGUAACCGACGUAUCUUGAAUGCUAUAUGCUCCUUUUUUACAACAUAGUACUGUGGAUCACCAGUUGAAAAUACUGUAAAGUUUUUGUAAACUUGAAAUCGGUCUGCCAUACUGUACAGUCUUUUCAAUAAUAAAACGAUAUAUUUAAUUACACUUUCACGCUUCGAUAUUUUCUAAUCACAAGCAAACCCAAGAGUAUUUAGUAGCAUAAAUAGUUUAUAAGUAAACAAGUACUGUUCUAAACUUCAUGUUGUUGUCUAUUUGAUUUCAAUACAAGUAUAAAAAUCCGAGUAAAAACGUAAAAAGAGGGGGGCAAGGGGUCUCGUCACGAAAUCACGUCAUUUUUCGAUUUCACGAGUCACGAAAAACAAAAUUUCAUUUUCACGAUUUUUAGAAACACAGAAGCGUAACAAAGUCUAAAACCAUUUAACACAAACUGACUUUAACAUUAGAGCCGUUUAAAGGACAAUAGAAAUCAUUGCGAGGCAUUACGAGCAUCGUACGAUGGUUCACCAGGCUUUAUUUUAACGUGCAGUUCUACACAAAAUGUGCAGUUCUUAACCCAUUUGUGCAGUUCUUAAAACUCAAAUGUGCAGUCAUCAAAUUAACAAAAAUAUAACCUCAAAACAGUCUUUCAUCUACUCGUUUUCCUUGUGGAUGCUCCAGAUGCCAGAAAUGCCGUCAUUGAGCAUCAAGAAUCUAAAUGUUUUCUGGGAGAGGACCACCAGACCCUCAUAUUUUCCUCACAAAUCACAUAUGUGCUGGGGUAAUGGAACAGAAA
Molecule: messenger RNA, 3445 nt
Organism: Paramuricea clavata
Lineage: Eukaryota; Metazoa; Cnidaria; Anthozoa; Malacalcyonacea; Plexauridae
Source: the annotation of a GenBank genome assembly